Ochotona princeps (American pika) is the source of this 1607-nucleotide messenger RNA. Its product is annotated as intraflagellar transport protein 70A-like. Gene Ontology annotation, molecular function: protein binding; intraciliary transport particle B binding. The record is from RefSeq and is a predicted model, not a curated record. Gene Ontology annotation, biological process: intraciliary transport. Gene Ontology annotation, cellular component: intraciliary transport particle B; axonemal microtubule. Lineage: Eukaryota; Metazoa; Chordata; Mammalia; Lagomorpha; Ochotonidae. The transcript has 2 exons. The coding region runs from base 228 to 1565 and encodes 445 amino acids.
AGUGAAGUACCAAUCUCCGAACCAUUGAGCAGUCUCCUCUCGCCCCUAUGAUGGCCGCAACUUCACAAUACCAACUUGACGAAGACAAAAUCAGAAGAUGACUCACUUCACUGAUUCCUUUUUAUUCCUAUGACAUACUUUCCACAGAAACGUAAUCUUGGGACAGAUUCCACUUCCGGUGGCCGCGUUGCCGUAGUAACGAGCCCACACAACAAUCUUGGCAGUUAAUGGCAGGGUUGAACAUCCCACAGAUCCCCGAUGGGGAGUUCACGGCGGUCGUGUACCGGCUCAUCCGCGAUGCCCGGUACGCCGAGGCCGUGCAGCUGCUGGGCGGAGAGCUGCAGCGCUGCCCCAAGAGCCGCGCCGGCCUCUCCCUGCUGGGCUACUGCUACUACCGCCUGCAGGAGUUCGCGCUGGCGGCCGAGUGCUAUGAGCAGCUCAGCCAGCUGUACCCAGAGCUCGAGCAGUACCGCCUGUACCAGGCCCAGGCCCUGUACAAGGCCUGCCUGUUCCCAGAGGCCACUCGGGUUGCCUUCCUCCUGCUGGACAACCCCACCUACCACAACCGGGUGCUCCGGCUGCAAGCUGCCAUCAAGUACAGCGAGGGCGACCUGCCUGGGGCCAGGAGCCUGGUGGAGCAGCUGCUCAGUGAUGCCAUGAUCACUUGCCAGACAGCUCCCGAUGAAGCCUUCAUUAAGCUGGAUGGGCUGGCAGGGAUGCUGACAGAGCAGCUCCGGAAACUCACCAUACAAGUACAGGAAGCAAGACACAGCAGAGAUGAUGAAGGAAUCAAAAAGGCGGUGAAUGAGUACGAUGACACCCUGGAGAAGUACAUCCCCGUGCUGAUGGCUCAGGCAAAAAUCUACUGGAACCUUGAGAAUUACUCGAUGGUGGAGAAGAUCUUCCGCAAAUCUGUGGAGUUCUGUAACGACCACGAUGUGUGGAAGCUGAACGUCGCUCAUGUUCUGUUCAUGCAGGAAAACAAGUACAAAGAAGCCAUCGGGUUUUAUGAGCCCAUAGUCAAGAAGCAUUACGAUAACAUCCUCAGUGUCAGUGCUGUUGUAUUAGCUAACCUGUGUGUUUCCUACAUUAUGACAAGUCAAAAUGAGGAGGCUGAAGAGCUGAUGAGGAAGAUUGAGAAAGAGGAAGAGCAGCUCUCCUAUGACGACCCAGAUAAGAAAACCUAUCAUCUGUGCAUUGUGAAUCUGGUGAUAGGAACACUCUAUUGUGCCAAAGGAAAUUAUGAUUUUGGCAUUUCUCGAGUGAUCAAAAGCUUGGAACCUUAUAAUAAAAAACUAGGCACUGAUACCUGGUACUAUGCUAAGAGAUGUUUCUUGUCUUUGUUAGAAAACAUGUCAAAACACACAAUCAUGCUACGUGACAGUGUCAUUCAAGAAUGUGUUCAGUUUCUAGAAAACUGUGAACUUUACGGCAGAAACAUACCUGCUGUUAUAGAACAACCCCUGGAAGAAGAAAGGAUGCAUAUUGGAAAGAAUACAGUCACAUAUGAAUCCAGGCAGCUAAGAGCUUUGAUUUAUGAGAUCAUAGGCUGGAAUACUUGGUAAUAGCUGAAACCAACCCACAUCACAAUGGCUUUGUUAUCUAGG